Messenger RNA from Suillus plorans, 454 nucleotides. RefSeq lists its product as uncharacterized. Bases 62 to 400 code for a protein of 112 amino acids. NCBI's taxonomy places the organism in Eukaryota, Fungi, Basidiomycota, Agaricomycetes, Boletales, Suillaceae. The transcript has a single exon. The record is from RefSeq and is a predicted model, not a curated record.
CACUAGAUGUCGCACAUGCCCCACGCAUCAGCUGCUUUGCAGUUCUCGCAAGGUGGCUCCCAUGUUUAUCACGACUCGCUUCAGAUUCUCGCUAGGCUUCUUGUUCCUUUUGAGCAUUUUCGUCGGAGUAGAUGUCACUGGAUCCAUCGGAUACUUAUACAAUUCAAUGAUGUUCCCGGUAGAGGACUACCAUCGUAGGCAGCAUUCUCUCGUUCAGCUGAAUAGAUACCACUCGUUCACCGGUCAUACCGAAUUUUCUGGAUUGCUUGCGCUAACAGAGCACACAAUGAUAUGUAACCUUAUCCCAUACUCGCAUGGCCCACCUAAUGUAUUGACAAAGCAUCUAUCGACUGUCGCAUGCAAGAAAUAUAGCGCAUUCCAUAUCCUGAUUUCAGCAUAAGCAUAAAGUACUUCCAAAAGUCAAACACCGCAUACGCGGAGAGCAGCACGCGGA